Messenger RNA from Lodderomyces theae, 2943 nucleotides. It is a transcript of the gene SEF1, whose product is annotated as Sef1p. Gene Ontology annotation, cellular component: nucleus. The transcript has a single exon. Lineage: Eukaryota; Fungi; Ascomycota; Pichiomycetes; Serinales; Debaryomycetaceae. Gene Ontology annotation, biological process: DNA-templated transcription; regulation of DNA-templated transcription. Gene Ontology annotation, molecular function: DNA-binding transcription factor activity, RNA polymerase II-specific; zinc ion binding; transcription cis-regulatory region binding. Bases 1 to 2943 code for a protein of 980 amino acids. The record is from RefSeq and is a predicted model, not a curated record.
AUGAAGUACUCCGAGAAGGCAAAGGUCAAAAUUUUGCCCAAACCAGCUCCAGCCACGCACUCACCCCAAACCCCAUCUCCAUUGGUGUCCGUAUCGCCUAAAUACGCCAAUUCACCCACAUUACCAGCACGCAAACGUUCAAAAUCUGCAACAGCAACAGUGGCGACGACAAGCUCUACUGCUUCCAAAGGAAGUCCUAAAGUGAAGAGAGAAAAGAAAUCAAGUACUGCUAGUAGUAGUACUAAUAGCGUGUCACCUCGUGAGCACAACAGUACCAAGCCAACGAAGAACACACAGAAGGAUCCUUCAUCACAAAAACAGUCCAAACAAACAGGUCAUAGACCUGUCACGUCGUGCACUUUUUGUCGUCAGCACAAAAUCAAAUGUAAUGCGCUUGAUAAUCACCCACAACCAUGUGAGCGAUGCGAAAAGAUGGGGUUGAAAUGCGAAAUUGACCCAGAGUUUAGACCUAAGAAGGGGUCGCAGAUACAAUCUUUGAAGCUGGAUGUUGAUGAGUUAAAGGAAAAAAUUGACCUCUUGACGAAGAACGAGUCACUUUUAACUCAAGCAUUGAGUCAGCAUAAUUUUGGCUUUGUUUCUCAAGCAACAUCAACUUCACCUAAUGUGCAUCCACAGAAUCUGCCACAACAACAACAACCGCAAUCGCAAUCGCAAUCGCAAUCGCAGACAAAAAAUCCUUCGCAUCCACAGCCACAAAAAAGUUACCUGUAUCCUGCUAUAAGCCCCAUAGUUUUGCCCUCAUCUUCUUCGUUUGCACAAAGUCCUCAGAUGUCACCUAUCUCAUCAAUAACACAAAUACAUCGAAGCUCUCCUUUAACGCAUGAUAAUUCCGACAAUUCACCUUCAGCAAUCGGUAAUUUUGAGGUGAACCACGAAAAUUAUCAGCCUAUUUCAGAGUUUGCCUUGGGCAAUGUUACUUUACCCUUAGCCAAGGCUAAUGAAUUACAUCAACGUUUUAUGACGAGAAAUUUAAAAUAUUUUCCCAUUAUCAAUUCACGCUCAGCUACAGAGUUGUAUCACAAAUCAAAUUUAUUGUUUUGGGUGGUGAUCUUGACUGCAAGCUUAGGAGAACCGGAACCGACUUUGUACAUGUCAUUAGCAUCUUUAAUCAAACAGUUGGCAGUUGAAACAUGUUGGAUCAAAACCCCACGAUCUACGCAUGUCAUUCAGGCAUUGAUUAUUUUGUCCAUCUGGCCGUUGCCAAAUGAAAAAGUGCUUGAUGAUUGUUCCUACCGAUUUGUUGGAUUGGCCAAGAACUUGUCAUUACAGUUGGGAUUACACAGAGGUGGAGAGUUUAUUCAAGAGUUUAGUCGAAAUCAAGUCAGUUUAGGUCCCGAUGCCGAAAAAUGGAGGACUAGAUCAUGGUUGGCUCUAUUCUUUUGCGAACAGUUUUGGUCCUCUUUGUUGGGGUUGCCCCCAAGUAUCAACACUACUGAUUAUCUAUUGGAAAAUGCUAGAGUCGAUCAGUCAUUGCCUAAAGAGUUUCGUUGUUUGAUUUCAUUGUCAAUUUUCCAAUGUAAAUUGGUCAAUGUUAUGGGGAUUAGCGUUACUAGACCUGAUGGGUUGUUGGAGCCGCUGAAUCGCGCUGGGUCAUUGAAUUUGUUGGAUAGAGAGUUGGAGCGAUUACGAUUCAAGCUACAAAUUGAAGAAGGUUCACCUAUUGAGGUGUAUUACCUCUAUGUCAAAUUAAUGAUUUGCUGUUUUGCAUUUUUACCUGGCACACCAAUUGAAGAUCAAGUCAAGUAUGUUAGCUCGGGUUACUUGUCCGCGACCAGGAUAAUCACAAUUGUUUCCAAAAUGAAUCAGGAGACAAGUUUGAUCGAAUUGCCAAUAUAUAUCCGACAAGCGGUUUCGUAUUCAGUGUUGUUGCUUUUCAAAUUGCAUUUAUCAAAGUACCUUUACGAUAAGUAUAUUGAUUCCGCUAGACAAUCAAUUGUUACUGUGCACAGAAUGUUUCGAAACACCUUGAGUUCGUGGCAAAACCUACAAAAUGACAUGUCUAGAACGGCCAAAGUUUUGGAGAAUUUAAACAUUGUUUUGUACACUUAUCCAGACAUUUUCUUGCACGAUGAUAAAGAUGAUGGGUCUAGUAUUAUAUCACGAAUGAGAUCGCAUUUGACCGCUUCGUUGUUUUAUGACUUGGUGUGGUGCGUUCAUGAAGGGAAACGAAGAACUGCAUUGGACAAAGGUAAACCGCCAACAAGAAGAAUUGAAGCCCACGAUAAAAAGCUACUUCCUUUGCCAUUUUACAAUCAAAUCACUAAAGACGAUUUCACUGCAAUCACUACUACCACUCCUAACGGAACCACCAUCACCACAUUGGUUCCUACUGAUGAGGCCAUGAACCAAGCAAAACUGAAUGCUGGAGACAAUCAGCCAUUAGAAAUUAACGGUAUCCCAUUGACAAUGUUGGAAGCAACCGGAUCAACUAGAGAUAUAAUGAAUGUACAAGAGCCGGAGCGAGAGGUUGCUGUGAAGACGGAGUCAGGAUUGCCGCAACAACAUCAGCAGCAGCCAUUGCAGCAUCACCAAGCUACACCGAUUCUAGCAUCUAGCGUCCCACCUCAACUCCAACAACAACAAAUGCACACACACACAUUACCACCUUUCCAAUUUAAUCAAUUGCCUCCGCCACAAACUUACUUGCCAACAAUUGAAGAAGUCAACGUUAACGAGCAGUUUCCAGUACUCAACAACCGCCACCACCAACAACAUCCACCACCACCACCAACAACAACAACAACAACAACAACGCAGCCAAAUGGGGUGGUUGGCAAUUUACCUGGCUCUGCUCCUGUCCCAGGACCAGGAUCGUUUGUUUCUCAAAUUGAUAAUUUUUUCCAGCAGCAAUCAAAUGGCUGGAUGGACAAUCAGGACGACGAUUUUUUGGGAUGGUUUGAUAUUACCAUGUUAUCCGAUUAA